Messenger RNA from Aspergillus homomorphus CBS 101889, 420 nucleotides. RefSeq lists its product as uncharacterized. The transcript is spliced from 3 exons. NCBI's taxonomy places the organism in Eukaryota, Fungi, Ascomycota, Eurotiomycetes, Eurotiales, Aspergillaceae. The record is from RefSeq and is a predicted model, not a curated record. Bases 1 to 420 code for a protein of 139 amino acids.
AUGGACAUAACUUCACAUUGGCCAAGGAGGGCCGCCUCAACAACGUUUGCAUAUGGGGACAGGAGAGAGCCCAUUCUGCCUAAGCCCUACAUUAAGAAUCCAAACCAAUAUCCUCCUACAGUCAAUGCCGAAUACCAUGAACACAAAGAUGAAGUCCUAAAGAUCAAGGGCAAAAAGGAAGCGGUCAUUCCCACCAAAGAGGCGAGCUAUAUCAAAUGUAGAAAUGAAGAGAAAUUGGAGGCGGGGAUCGAACUAAAUCAGGCCCUUCGACACCAAGCGAAUCUUGCCGGUGCUAUGCGCGCGGGCUUCGCCCAUAAAUACCCUACUGCAUACGAGAACGAGGAGGCCAUAAAGGGCCAUGAGAUGGCGGUAACACACACAAAGAACACCGCAAAGGCCGCGCGCAAAAACGAAGCCUGA